ACAAACAGGCCGCCAGUUUCAACAUGCAAGGCUUUUAGGGCUGUUAGGCGUCAGCACACCUUUCCCUUCGUAUUAUUAUAAAAUAGCUUCGCAUUUCGAUAAGAGUGGGUUUAAAGGGAGCAGACCGCAUCGUGCACUUCUGUAGUGGAUUUCUAUGCGUCGGCCUGUUCCGCUAGUUCAUCUGAAAGGGGCCAGAUACAUAGGGGUGGAUCAGGGCCAUAAGAGAGGAACAGGAAGAGACAGAACAAGCGGACUGUGAAGCGGUGAAGUUGUCGAUGCAUCGUGUCAGCUUUUAGCUCUUUUUCAGAUUCGAUUGUGAGAACCACUCGGAGUUUAGUCGAGAUAUGUGGGAGUUAAUGCAUGUUCGUACACGGAGGUGAGAUGCAUGUGGGCUUUACUUGACAUUCCGCUCAGAGGACCUCAUUUUAUCUCGUCUAAGGUUGAGAAGGCUCUCGUACUUUCUUCCAUGGAGAGCUCAGCAGAAGCUAGGACGAACCGCUCAGAGGUCAAAGUUGAAACCUCGGCGGACAAGCAGUUGGAACCUCUUCUCAUUCUGGAAGAGGGGGACGAGCCUUCGGAUGUGAUAAACAACACAGAGAGAGGAAGGACCGUGCUGAGAGUUAGGACGGCCGAUGAAAACACAGAAGGUGACGGCGUUAGAGAAGCCACAGAGGGAAGUUCACAUGAUCACAACAACGUCCGAGUAGGAAAAGGUGAAAGCGAAGCAAUGCGGGCAGAAAUAGAUGAGGAAAGGAAUGUAACUCUGGAAAGUCGACAAGAAGAUAUUGAGAAAACGGAUAAGGGAUCAUCAGACGGGACAGAGAAGAUGCUCCAAGCCGAGACUCGAGACAAAGCGAGCGCUCAAGGAGAAGUAAAACUGCGGCCCAAAGACAGACUCAGCCCUGACGACGCAAAGCUAACGGUCCAGAGGAUAUCUCCAGAUUUCCCAGAAGCUUUCUGCGAGCUGUUGUUCGCGUUACAAGAGGGCCGGCGGCUCAACGACCAGCGCUGCUCGUUUCGUCUGGAGCGCCGCAGGAGAUGCUACUCGGAGCCCAGCACACCUCGCCACAGCCAGAGAGUGGUGUUCUCCUCCAUGACGUCCCUGCAGAAGGAGGAGUUCUUCGAUUUGCUGGCGACCUCUCAGGGACGUCGACUGGACGACCAGCGAGCGGAGCUCCAGAACGUUCCCUCGGCCCCCCCGCCUCCGCUGCCCAAAGCCAAGCAGAGGAAGAGCAGCUGGAAGAUCCCAGAGGCCCCCCGGACCGUUCCCACGCAGACCCCCAAAGAGGACUUCUACAACAUGAUCGUCAACACACAAGCCCAGGGCCGGCUGGAGGAGCAGCGCAGCGCAGCUCCAGGACCGAUGGACGAUGAAGAUUUCUUUUCUUUGCUGCUGAAGGUUCAGGGAGGAAGAAUGGAUGAACAGAGAACGGAGCUCAAGCCUGUUCAUUAAUAGAUGAGCUAUGAUGAGCUGAGAAUCAGAUGGGAGGUUCCUGCUUUACUGGGUCUGUUACGGUGUGUGAGUUUCUCCUGCACAAGCAACUAUAACGAUCAGACUACCGGUAGAAGAACACUUGCACUACUUCUCAACAUUGCUACGUUCACUGCGCUUGAACUCUUGGCUUCAUUAUGAACGGGAGAGCCACAGAAUAUCUCUCGCUAAAGGUCAUUUGAAGGAUCUCUGCCUUUUUCUCUUAUCUACAUGCUAAAAGAUGGAAAUAAAUGUCGAACUGUGAA
Molecule: messenger RNA, 1737 nt
Organism: Puntigrus tetrazona (Sumatra barb)
Lineage: Eukaryota; Metazoa; Chordata; Actinopteri; Cypriniformes; Cyprinidae
Product: G-protein-signaling modulator 1
Exons: 5
Coding region: 386-1453 (355 amino acids)
Biological process (GO): regulation of inflammatory response
Molecular function (GO): GTPase regulator activity; protein binding
Source: RefSeq, a predicted model, not a curated record